This is a messenger RNA of Cutaneotrichosporon cavernicola, 1077 nucleotides long. RefSeq lists its product as uncharacterized. The transcript has 10 exons. Lineage: Eukaryota; Fungi; Basidiomycota; Tremellomycetes; Trichosporonales; Trichosporonaceae. The record is from RefSeq and is a predicted model, not a curated record. The coding region runs from base 1 to 1077 and encodes 358 amino acids.
AUGGACCCAGCCCUAGUCGAUCUUGACGUCUAUCUCGCCGACCCAACAUGCGCUGCGGCACAGGCAGAAGCCCAACGCGCGGCCGAGUCAUUAAUCCUGACGGGUGCGCUGGUCGUCCGCGACUCGCGCGCGCCAAAGGAGGCGAAUGACCGCUUCCUCGACCUCUUCGAGGACUACUUUGCACAGCCCGACGAUGUACUGCGCACAGACGAACGGCCUGAGCUGGGAUACCAAGUCGGCGUGACCCUCGAGAACACGGAGAAGCCAAAGUGCGGGCGCGAUGAUGAGUGUUUAGCAGUCAUAGCGGCACUCGACCCCGCCGAGCGGCCCCUCGACCUCAGCGGGCACGCGGCUGACCCCAAGUGCCGGUUCUUCCACCGCAUGACGGAGAGACCACCGUACGAGUCCAAGUUCCCGUACUCGACCGCGCCGAAUGUCGUCCCGGCCGCUAUGGAGGGUUGGGAGACGCGCGUCGAUGAGUGGGGCACACACAUUAAGGAGGCCGUCGAGGGUGUGGCGCGCAUGGUUGCUGUCGGUCUUGGGCUCGAGGAGCGCACUUUCCUCGAUGCGGGCCGGUAUGGUUCACACCUACUCGCUCCCACUGCUACUGACCUCGAAAAGUAUGGCGAGCUCAACACCAUCUUCGCUGGCUUCCACACGGACCUCAACUUCCUCACCAUCCACGGACAGUCGCGAUACCCCGGAUUAAACAUAUGGGCGCGCAACACGGGGAAGCGUAUUCCUGCUCGGGUGCCUGAGGGCUGCCUGCUCGUACAAGCGGGCAAGCAGUUGGAGUGGCUCAGCGGCGGCCUCAUCAAGGCGGGUUUCCACGAGGUUAUCUGUAACGAGGCGACUCUGGCUGCUCUCAAGCGCCGCAAGGCGUCCCACCCCGACCGCCCCCAUAUCCGUAUCUCGUCCACCUUUUUCUGGCACCUCACACCUGACUUUCGCCUCGAGCCGAUGCCCGAUCUCACGGAGCGCGCCGAGAAGCGCUUCGGCCCACAGAAGGAGUACGGGGCGAUGCUCGUCGGCGACCAGGUCCGACAGGAGCUGGGCCUCAUCGCGCUCAUGUCGUAA